Boleophthalmus pectinirostris (great blue-spotted mudskipper) is the source of this 1645-nucleotide messenger RNA. RefSeq lists its product as uncharacterized. The record is from RefSeq and is a predicted model, not a curated record. Bases 57 to 1019 code for a protein of 320 amino acids. NCBI's taxonomy places the organism in Eukaryota, Metazoa, Chordata, Actinopteri, Gobiiformes, Gobiidae. The transcript has 2 exons.
UUCCCCAAAGGACACCUCCAGAGCGACCACAUACUGUACAUCACUGCGACAACAGAAUGAAGAUGUCUCUGGGAGUCGUCGUCCUCUGUGUCCUGACACUCGUAGAACUGAGCGAUGAGGCUGUGUAUAAAAAGCUCAGUUCAGUUGAUGAUUUGAAAAGUGUUUAUUCAGAGAAAUAUCUGCCGAUGCACAACCUCAUCCUGCUCCACUGGUUUGCCAACACAGUUAACAUAAAUAAUAACAAUGUUGUACAUCUGACUUAUGACCCAAGUAGAGAUUUUGGUUCCCACUACUAUGGAAACUGUGACGAAAUGCUGGCCCCAGUUCCUCAGGGAUACCAGUACUACACAGUGGGCAAUCUGAAUCCACCCAAUGGGAACUUUCCUCCAUAUGUUCUUUACCCUCAAGUUAUAGAGUAUGCAUGGAUGGGUCGAAACAGAGAUCGCAUCAUUGUCCAGGCUCAAACUGGUGGAUCUCACAGGGUUAGCCAAAUGUACCUCACCAAACACUUCACAAAGCCCAGUCAGUGCUCCAGGUAUGACCCAAACUACACCUUUGAACUAUCCACUGAUCUGCUCCAACAACUCAGACUCUUUUCAUUCACCAACAACUCGCAAACACUGCAGCAGCUCAGGGAUCACUUUGAAGAGAACAUUGAUGACACCCAGUUAAAUGACCUCAUAAACAUCUGGGGUAGUGCCCAAGCUCGCCUUGGACUGCUGUUCCUGAUUGUAACACCACAAAGAGCCAACAUGAUUGGACUGUGCAAACAAAAGAGUUUUCUGGUUACAGAUUCAGCAGUGGACAUAACAGAUGAUUGGCAGAACUGUGAACUGCAACAGAUGCAGCUUGAUGUGAAAACUGGAGACAAUGGAAAAGCCAAGAUUGUUUGGAGAAAUGUUCCUCAGAACCAGAUAAAUGAUGGAGCAGCCAUGGUGCUUUUCAACAACCAGAUAGACCAGAAGAAUAAUAUCACAUAUAAAGUAAUCCAGAGCAGCGAGGGGAGUUUGACACCUUAGUGCCCUUGAACGAGGGGCUGCAGGUUCGGCUGCACAAAGUACAGGGUUAUUUGAUGAAAGAAGAAGUUUGCAGAAGUCAAGAAUUUGAAAGCGCAGAUGCUGUUCCAAUCUGUGGCAACCAGGCUAAACUGCAGCUUAAUACAAAAAAUGGAAAAUUCUGUUUUAUGCUCUACAUUGAGAAAAGAUUCCAACAGUGGAUAUCAGGUUUUUGUUAUUCCUGGGUAGGACUGUACAAGUCUCCUAAAGAUAGCCCACGUGACUAUCUGUCUGGUCAGUGGCAAUGGACAAUCAAAUUUAAACAAAGCCCAGACACUGAUGAUUUUGAAACCUAUUUUUAUUGCACAGGUACGGCAGUUACUUCAGGUUACCAAGCUCGAUUUAUGAUCAGUGAUUACAACGAAAUAGCACGCACUCCACCAUGGCCUUGACCAGAAGACAGAACCAAGCCUCCCAACCAUUAGAAAUAUAUAUAUAAAAAUUGAUUUAUUUUGAUGAUAUCACUCCUGAUUAAAUCAUAUUCUGUAUUUCACCAUGAAUGAGCUGGUGAAUAACUCCAUUUUGGAUGUUUGCUGAUCUUUGUUUGCUUUUUUUUAAUCUCUUUUUUGUUUUCUUUUUAUUUGUAGACU